CCGUUUGACUCAGGUACGUCUUUUACUCAUCUCAACAACCUAUCUUUUAUUUUAUAACUUGUUCUUUUGCUUUUCUUGUUUCUAUUUACUCACUGUUUGCGAACAAUAGAACUAAAACCUUGAAUCCUUCCAAUUUCACAAUCAAAUUGACUUGGAUUGUUUUGCGCCAUACCGUAUUUAUUUCCAGUCGCGAUCCUGGUUUAUCUACCCCGCCAUCCGCCAUCCCACCAAUCGUCAUUCUUACUACCAUCCUUCAACGCCGUCAUCAUGUCUGGACGAGGAGCACCCGGUGGCAAUUCUCGUGGCCGUGGAGGCAAGUUUAGGAAGUUCACUCGAGGAGGCGGAAAGCACUUCUCUCGUGACCUCCGACCCCUUGACGCUGAUGGUAAUGAGAUCAGCAUGUGGAGCGCAAAUGCCAAAAAGGAUGACGAAGACGACGAUGAGGAAGAGAGCUCUGAAGAGGAAGACUCGGAGGACGACGACGAUGCUGGCCCUUCCCAACAGACGGCCGAGUUAACUCGAGAGGAGCGCAAACAGGCUAAGAAGGCCCAGAAGGAGGCAGCUAUUGCCAGGAAGAACAAGACUGUUCAAGUCGGCGACCUGCCUACUGAUUCUGAAUCUGAAGAGGAAGAUGACGAUAUGCCUGCCAACCCGAACCACUCCAAAGCUGCACGAAACAUGGCCAAGGCCCCGUUGUCAACUAACGAUGUUGAGGAGGCUACCGAGGGUGUCAAGAACUUGUCGACCAUGAGUCGAAAGGAGCGCGAAACCCUAGAAGCCCAGCAAGCCAAGGAGAGGUACCGCAAACUUCACGAGGCUGGCAAGACAGACGAGGCUAAGGCUGACCUGGCGCGUUUACGACUCAUCCGAGAGAAGCGAGACGCCGAGGCUGCGAGAAAGCAGGCUGAGAAGGAAGAGAGAGAGGCACAGGAGAAGGCCCGAAGAACUGAGAUUGAGGCCAAGGAAGCAAAGAAACGCGAGGCUGCCCUGGGCAAGAGUGUUGGAGGAAAGAAAAAGUCAACUAAAUGAACGUAACCAUUCAUGAUGGACUGCGGUUGGCGUAGUCUGCAUGGCCUUGAAUCAUUCGGGCCAUUUCACAUUGCAUAUCAAUAAAACACUCUUGAGUUGCCUUGCA
Messenger RNA from Daldinia loculata, 1135 nucleotides. RefSeq lists its product as uncharacterized. The transcript is spliced from 3 exons. The record is from RefSeq and is a predicted model, not a curated record. Gene Ontology annotation, cellular component: cytosol. NCBI's taxonomy places the organism in Eukaryota, Fungi, Ascomycota, Sordariomycetes, Xylariales, Hypoxylaceae. Gene Ontology annotation, molecular function: RNA binding. Bases 268 to 1029 code for a protein of 253 amino acids.